Messenger RNA from Branchiostoma floridae (Florida lancelet), 3332 nucleotides. Its product is annotated as 2-amino-3-carboxymuconate-6-semialdehyde decarboxylase-like. The transcript has 10 exons. Bases 365 to 1411 code for a protein of 348 amino acids. NCBI's taxonomy places the organism in Eukaryota, Metazoa, Chordata, Leptocardii, Amphioxiformes, Branchiostomatidae. Gene Ontology annotation, cellular component: cytosol; cytoplasm. Gene Ontology annotation, molecular function: carboxy-lyase activity; hydrolase activity. The record is from RefSeq and is a predicted model, not a curated record. Gene Ontology annotation, biological process: secondary metabolic process.
ACACCUCCCCACGCAUGCGGACUAACUCUACAUGCGACACGGCUGAUGUUGACGUUGUGUUGGGUAUAUCCUAUUUCAGCGCCAAAUCUCUCCAGAUUUGGACAAUAUUUGUCAGUCUCUUGAUCACACUACACCUCUCCUUACAUCAGAGGUGACAUCUUGCCAUUUCCUGGCCAAAUCUGAGGUGGUUUUCUCUGUUUUUGAGAGGAUUUAGUCGAUCGAACGGUCCGCUCUUGGCGCCAGCUGUACUGAGCGAACAAAAACAUCUUCCUAAGAUCGUGCUCUUAAAUCCACCGAUCGUCGUACUUUCCUCUGUUAUCUCAACUCUGGACCCUCUCCUGACACGACAGGGAAGCAGGACGACAUGAAGAUAGACAUUCACAACCACAUUCUUCCCGAGAGGUGGCCAGAUUUGAAAGAGAGGUAUGGUUAUGGUGGGUGGAUCCAGCUUCAUGAUCACUGCAAUGGCAAAGCUAACAUGGUGCGUGAUGGAAAGCUGUUCCGUGUAAUUGAUGAGAACUGCUGGAGUCCCGAGGCCCGUAUCAGGGACAUGGACGCUACAGGUGUGACUGUCCAGGCCUUGUCUACCGUUCCUGUCAUGUUCAGUUACUGGGCCAAACCAGAAGACACCCUGGACCUGUGUAAGAUCCUGAAUGAUGACAUGGCAGGUAUAGUGAACAAGUACCCGUCCCGGUUCAUCGGGCUGGGCACCCUCCCCAUGCAGGCCCCUGAGCUGGCUGUACAGGAGCUGAAGCGCUGUGUGCAGCAGCUGGGCUUCCCCGGGGUUCAGAUCGGCUCUCAUGUCAAUGACUGGAACCUGGAUGCACCAGAGCUGCAGCCCAUCUUUGCUGCAGCAGAAGAGUACAACUGUUCCAUCUUUGUGCACCCCUGGGACAUGGAACAGGGAGGUCGCAUGUCAAAAUACUGGCUGCCAUGGCUGGUCGGUAUGCCAGGGGAGACAGCUACAGCUAUGUGCUCCAUGAUAUUUGGUGGGGUUCUGGAGAGACAUCCCAAACUCAAGGUGUGCUUUGCACAUGGAGGCGGUGCCUUCCCCUUCACCAUUGGUCGUAUCGAGCACGGUUUCAACGUGCGGCCCGACCUGUGUGCCGUGGACAACCCGCACAACCCACGCAACUACGUGGGGCAGAUCUACACAGACUCCCUGGUGCACGAUCAACGGGCACUCAAGUAUCUGGUGGAGACCAUUGGCGAGGACCGUGUUGUGUUGGGGAGUGACUAUCCAUUCCCACUGGGAGAGCACCAUCCUGGCAAGCUUAUCGAGUCUAUGCAGGACUUUGAUCCAAAACUGAAGCACAAGCUGCUGACUGGAAAUGCCUUGGAGUUUCUUGGGGUGGAUGCGAGCAGGUUUGAACAGCCAACAUCAUCUUCUUCCGAGGCGAUGGAAACGUGAAAAGUGUACCUGAGCAGUCUCUUGCCUUGUAGUUGUAAUAUAGUUACAUUGAAGACUACUGCAUAUAACUUAAAGUAAUGCUAGCUCAAAAACAGCUUGAAAAAAGUCAAGUGUAAAUUUUUGGCUGAAGUCUUUUGCUCAUGGCUUGUAAAGAAACGCAUCAGUUGUGGAGAAAGAAAUACCUCGAGUUAGUAUGGGUAAAAUAAGUAAGACCUGAAAUGCUCCUUAUUCUAGUGCUCUUGCCAAAAAUGUCAGAAGAUGUUUUGUUGAUUCAAAAUGUUUGUUUGUUGCAACAAAAGUAUGAAUGCUUAAUGCCUAUGGCAUGUGUAGCUGAAUGUUUAUUACGUGUGGUUUCUGACUGUAGAUAUUUCAGAAUGGUGCCCUAAUCUGUCUUCUGUCGAAUGCAAAAUCUAACUUAUUACCAACAAUUACAGCUUUUUGUAGACUUUGUACAUACUAGCUUAUCAUCUGACUGUUUUGAUUUGAAAAUACAUUUACUACUGAUUCUGGAGCCAUAUUUAAUAAGCAUAACCUUAUACAACCAUGCAUUAGAUAUGCUAAUAAGAAACUCUUUAAUGUUUGUUGCAGUCACUUCUUUCUAAAUCCAUAUAACACGGGUACAGCACUUAAGCACAGCAAAAUAUAGAGAGAGAGAAUAGCAGCAUGACAGAUACACAAUUUUCUUGGCCAAAAAAAUUGUUUCUAAUGGCUAGUCUUGUUUUGAAUGUAGGUAUGCAUAUUGAUUUAUUAUUUGGUUUAAUUCAGUGAAAUGUGUUGAUGAGUAAUCUGUUGUCCAUAUCUUCCAGCAGACCACAUGCCAUGAAUGUGUACUUAUGAGGCUAAACUAAGUACAGUGAAGUUUUAGUUAACGUUAGUUCACCUUUAUCCGUAAGGUAACCAUUAUCCGCAUUUAGGGAAAGCAAGUCGACAGAUGAUGGCUUCAAACUGCAACAUUUUGAAAAUAGUACAAUUUGAAACUACCGUCUAUCGACUUGAUAUCCCUGGAUACCCUGUUUAACAACACAACGGAUAUAGGUUACCCCGCGGAUAAAGGUGAACUAACAUUACUAUCAUACAGAAAAGAAAUCAUAUCUUCAGUAAAGCAAGAUAUAUGCCGAGGCAACUAAACAGUAAGCCAAGACCUGGCUUUGUGUGAAGAGAAGAUGGUGCUAGUCAAGAGCAAGUUUUUUCUAGUUGCACUGAUUUUUAAAAAAUUGUGUCUGACGUGACGAAUACUCCAUGCUUACUUCUGUACUUAGACUCCUGUUACUAAGUGUUAGGAUGCAUGCCAAAGUCAUUUUGUGGUCAGCAUUUUGUGAUACCUUGAAUUUUUUUCUGUUUGAGCUUAAUAUUAAGUUGAUAGUCAUUUGGAAUACAUUUUGAUAGAUAUGUCUAGAAACUCUGCUCUAGUCCAUGAUUUCUUCCAAAGGUAGCAGAAGGAGUUUUAAUACAUGUACAUUAAGAUGUUUUGAAAUUGGCUAUAGUACUGUGUGGUUUGACCACAUUUUAUGGCUUACUUCAGUUUGAUAUUUGUUUUGUGUAAUUUGGUGAAAUGCAGCUUAGAUGUCAUACACUUUUGUUCUUGUGUUAAUUGUACACCAAUUAAACACCAAAAUAUUCAAGAACAAAUUUGAAGAUUGAAGACUUUCUCGAGAGAAGGCUGUUGUUAAUUAUUCAAGAAAGCUUGAAGAAACAGGACUACCUAGUGCCAGUAGUGGUCUUUGGCAAGAUUAAAUGUAUGAGCUACCUUUUGGUGCCAUAGAUAGCAAUAAAAGUAAUACUGUGAUGUCUCAUCUUCAAAAGGAACAUGUUGUACUUAACAUGACAACUUCACCUUUUUCUGUUUUAUAAGCCUUUACCGCAGUGGUGCAGUGGGCUGUUAUGUUACUUUUCAAACAGAAUAAAGAACAGAAUGAUAACA